Messenger RNA from Salvia splendens (bonfire salvia), 447 nucleotides. RefSeq lists its product as uncharacterized. Bases 1 to 447 code for a protein of 148 amino acids. NCBI's taxonomy places the organism in Eukaryota, Viridiplantae, Streptophyta, Magnoliopsida, Lamiales, Lamiaceae. The record is from RefSeq and is a predicted model, not a curated record. The transcript has a single exon.
AUGUGCCAUCUACCGGUGGGAAUUGAGCAUCAAGCCUUCUGGGCUAUUAUGGAAAUGAACUUGAACGCCAAAGUUUGCACUGAAGAGAGGAGAUUACAGCUGCAAGAGCUAGAAGAACUUCGCCUCGAUGCGUACGAUUUGUCCAUGUGGUACAAGGAGAGAACAAAAAUGUGGCAAAACAAAAAUCUUCAAAGGAAAGAGCUCAAUGUGGGGCAGAAGGUGUUGCUAUUCCAGUCCAGACUCAAAUUGAUGCCGGGAAAGCUAAGGUCGAAGUGGGCAGGCCCUUAUACCAUAGUUUCCAUACGCGCGAAUGGAGCAAUCGAACUCCAAGGAAGCGAACCUGAUUCGUCUUCCUUCUUGGUGAAUGGCCAUCAGGUGAAGCCCUAUAGAGACGGGAAUGAGGUGUGCGUGGUGGAAGAAAUUCCACUACUUGAAUCAUUCCACUGA